This is a messenger RNA of Tetranychus urticae (two-spotted spider mite), 1729 nucleotides long. RefSeq names its product innexin inx2-like. Gene Ontology annotation, cellular component: plasma membrane; gap junction. Gene Ontology annotation, molecular function: gap junction channel activity. Gene Ontology annotation, biological process: phototransduction. Lineage: Eukaryota; Metazoa; Arthropoda; Arachnida; Trombidiformes; Tetranychidae. The record is from RefSeq and is a predicted model, not a curated record.
GUUGGUUCGAUAUAUCACACGUCACUACUGUAUAUAAUACAGGGUGUAAAGAAAGUUUUGGUAGGGCGGGACUCAAAAGUUUGCGUAUGAGAGAGCGGUUUUUUUAAAAAUAAUGGUUUGACUCACAUAGCGAAACCAAAAAGGAUCUCUGCGCAAUGAAGUGGGCUGAGCUUACUUGCUAAAACUUUCUUUACACCCUGUAGUUGUUUUACUCUUUGAUGCAGUUUGAGCUUAAACGGCUAAUCUCAAGUCGCAGUGUAAUUUCCUUGUUGAUCUCAUCAAAAUGUCAGUUUUUAGUUCUCGUUCAUCUACUCAAAUCGACAACUACAUCUUUAAACUCCAUUCAACGGUGACAAUUGUAAUUUUAUCAAUUUGCAUCGUUUUUGUUGGUAUGAAGCAGUAUUUUGGAGACCCAAUUGAAUGUUUGAAUGCUGGUUCACCUCAACUAACUCAAGCUCAGAUGCAACAUUUUUGCUGGAUGGACGGAGCGUUCACCAGUGUUUAUAAAUAUUCAGGGGAUCCAGAAUGCCUAGCUGAAGUGACUGGACUGGACAAUGCCUGUCCAGGGGCAAAAAGCUACCAUCCACACAAGGGUGAUCUUGAAAUGCCCCAAAAACACAGCCAAUGGGUUUUUUAUAUAUUAUGCAUUCAAUGUAUCCUGUUUUAUGCACCAAAGUACUUAUGGAAGAGAAGAGAAGCAGGUAGACUACAAGAUCUCAUCGAUAAACUCAAAGACAGACACAUUCUACAGUACGAGGGUCUAGAUAGAUUCCUAUUAGUCCAAGAUACUUCAGAUGUGGUGCUGCUUGGUGAUGAAUUAUAUAGCUGGUUUUUUUUCUCGGAACUGCUAUACCUUUUACAUAUCGUGAUGGAAAUAUUUUUCCUAAAUGCAUUUCUUGAUGGAAAAUUUUUAUUGCUCGGUUUUCAAUGGUUUCAAUGGCUUAACUCUGAUAAUAUUGAUCCGUUGAUUAGGAUGUUUCCUCGUCUAACUAAAUGCUCAUUUCACAAAUAUGGUACUUCUGGUUCUCUAGAGACUUACGACACAAUAUGUUUCAUGCCAUUAAACAUAGUCAACGAGAAAGUUUUUGUAAUGCUUUGGUUUUGGUUUAUGGCUCUUUUACUCGCUACUAUCUAUCAUGUUCUUAUUUAUCGAACUUUUAUAAUCUCAGAAUCAUGGUAUCGAAUGGAAAGACUUGCAGCUGUCGCUCCAACUGCGGAUACAAGUUUUUUGGGAGAAAUAUCUGAACAUCCAGGUCGAUGGUUUGUAAUGAAUACGAUUGCAUACAACUUAAAGCCUUAUUUCUUCGCAGACCUUCUCGAUAAACUGCCAAAAGAUCAUUACGUUGAAAUUUUCCGCUAUGAUCCCAAAGUGAGCAUGAAAGAUUUCCUUGUCGAUGGUAAAGUUCCUUUUUCUUCGUUCUAAUGCUUCGGAUGGCGAGGGGAUAAUACUAAUGCUAAGGACGAUGGUUGGCCAUAACCUAAAAAGGAUAUUGUUAAUAUUGUUUUGAUAAAUAUUGACUGUUUACAUUUGGUGUUCAUUGUACUUUGUACUCUGUUUUUACUUUCAAUAUUCAAAAACUGACAUUUCAAUGUUUAUUUCAAAGACUGAAAGCAUCAUUAUCAUCUUUUUUAUAUUUCUAAUCGACUCCAUAUGCCAUAUUUAUCAUGACGAUGAGCAAAAUUGUCAAGCCUUUAUUUUAAUAAAGUAAAUGAUUUUAAAAAAUUCUAA